GAGACACGUGUGCAAGUGGAUGAGGAAGUGAAUGGGAGCAGUGGCUGCUGCGGGUUUCAGGGGACAAUGAUCGAGGGCUGGAGCCCGGUUCUUCAGAGCCUCCUGGGCACCUUCUUCACCUGGGGGCUCACCGCUGCUGGAGCUGCGCUGGUUUUCAUCUUCUCGCACGGCCAGAAACAAAUACUGGAUGGAAGUCUUGGUUUUGCUGCUGGUAUCUAUCUCAGCAACAUGGGGAAAGAGGAGGGAGAAGAUGGAAAUAGUUUCUCGACAUCUGAGGAUGGUGAAGACAGGGAAGGCUGAUGAUGAAGAGCAUUGUCAGUGAAGAACGAGAAAGCAAUUGCCAAGACCAGCCCUGAUCAACCACUCCUCCCAUGUUAUUCUGCCACGAACACCUCAGUACACCUCAGUUCACUUCUGCCUGUUUGAAUUGAACGUGGCAAUAGCUGAGUCUUGCAUCUCCGACUCUAAAUUGUCCCAAGUGCAUUGUUAUGCUAGCUGCUUCUUACUGGUCAUUGCUGGCCCCAGCGAUUGAGAUGGCAGAAUCUUCAGGGACCUAUGGGGCGUUUGCCUUCCUUCCUGUGGGAGUGGGCUUCACACUUGGAGCAGCAUUUGUUUACUUGGCUGAUGCUUUGCUGCCCUCGCUGGGUCUUGAUGAUUCUCCACAAAUGGCGUUUGCACUCAAUCAGGAGCUGAAACCAGUGAAGGAAAAGAAGGAAGAUGAAGGGGGAGUUGCCCAGACGCAAGAUGAAGAAUUUGCCAUCCGGAUAGGUAGAGGUGGAUUAUCAGCAGAGAAAGUAGAUAAUGGGGAGGUCUAUCAAAGGAAAAGGAUACAGCAACCCAGCUACUCCGAGGGUUUAACAACAUUCAGCAAUCCAAGACCCACACCAGAACAAAGCAGCUGGAAACGCAUCAUAUUACUUAUUCUUGCCAUCACCAUACACAAUAUCCCAGAGGGUUUGGCUGUCGGAGUUGGAUUCGGCGCUAUCGGCAAGACUGCAUCUGCGACAUUUGAAAGUGCACGGAACUUAGCAAUCGGAAUUGGACUGCAAAAUUUCCCAGAAGGUCUUGCUGUCAGUUUGCCAUUGCGAGGCGCAGGACUGUCCACGUGGAAAGCAUUCUGGUAUGGUCAGUUAAGCGGUAUGGUUGAACCAGUGGCAGGAAUAUUUGGUGCCUUUGCUGUAGUUUUUGCUGAGCCUGUCCUGCCCUAUGCCUUGGCUUUCGCUGCUGGUGCGAUGGUUUACGUGGUCAUUGAUGACAUUAUUCCUGAAGCACAACUCAGUGGAAAUGGCAAGUUGGCAUCCUGGACCUCCAUCGCAGGGUUCGUCUUGAUGAUGUCACUCGAUGUUGGCCUUGGCUAAUCUCAGGAUUUAUUUUAACUGAAGAAAUUAGUUUGGGAACAAUGUUUUUGUUUUUUUCCAUUUAGAUAAAAAGUUGCAAUUUCAUUUUAAAUCUAUGUGACAAAUCACACAAAAUUUUAAUUUCAGGGGUUUCCACAAAUUACUUGCUCUCGUUGAGAAACGAUACUGACUCACCAAAAUGGGAAGGCAGCUUCCAGCCUGGGGUUAUUGUUGCCACAUGACUGCCCAACAUCACUGAUUGUUUUACGCUCGCUCCUGGUUUGCGGGUUUCCCAAUUUUUGAAUUCCUACAACCUGAUUAUCAUGAGGUUUCACUUUGGUCGCAGACUUCUUGUGAUUCAGUCCCUUUUACCUCAGUAAAAGGUAUCACAGUUAAACAUUCGGCAACGUUAACUCAGCAGUGGAAUAAACUUGAUAUUCCACCAUUGCCCACUGUGUAUUCUAUUAAUUCCACAAUGAAUGAUGUAGUUCUUCAGUGAUCACCCAUUGAAAAAUGCUUAUUGUUGUGGUUCGUCACUGAAAACAGAGAAAGCUUUUCCCAUGACGUCAAAGGGAUAUUGUAUUAAGAACAGAGCAGACAUGAUGACCUUUUGAAGAAUAAGUUAUUUUCAUUGUAGAAUAUAUAUAUGAUAAUUUUGUUAUUUAUAUUUUAACAAAGCAUGUAACUGAAACACUUUAUCCCCAUUUUUCUGAUGAUAAAUUCAACACUCUCAUUCACACCAGUCUACCAACAGUCUGCAUUAUCUAGCCAGCCAGCCAGUGUGUGAUAUCUUAAAAGAUUUGGAACAUUCAGGGUUGUUUGCAGUGACAGUACCCAGAUAUUGCCACCAACAACUGUGUCAUCAGGCAUUAAGGGGCCAACUUAAAUGUGUCAUUUUGGAUUUACAACCAAGCAUUUUCUGAAAAGAAAAACGUCAAAAAGACGCAAAGAGAUUUAUAGGCGUACCUCUAUAAGUUUUUGAAUCACCCCCAUAUAAAUGCCUGGCUUUAUUCUCAUUGAAGUGAAUUGCUAGCAAUUCCAGUGUACUUUACCUCAGUAGCAAAAUCUAAAGUUGGGUUGUAAAAGCAAUAAUGCAAGAUUUCUAGAUAAGAAAUCAGACCUGCAACAUGACUAGUUUAGAGCUUACCUUAUAUCAGAGGCGGCCAAAGGCGAUCUCUAGCCAACUAAGUGCCAAGGGAGUGCCAACUUGGAACCAGAACACACUCAAUGAGAUGGCAGCAUCAUUGGGCACUGUAGGAACCCCAUCAGCUGGUAUAAGUGUCUAUUGGGUGGUUCCAAAGAGAAAUUGGCACUGCAGCUAGCUGUAAAUGACCUUUGCAAACACUUAUCAGACUGAUAGCAGAAUGAUGUGGGAUCAGUGCGAACAUAAAGAAUGAUCCUUUUUAACGUAUCAGGUAGCAAACAAACAGGGGCAGAGAAUAUCUGACAUCCAGGUUAUUAAACAAUCAAACAAUAUCUGAUGUCCAGGAAUUUAGAAGGGGGCAAUAAACGUUGCAGCUGAGUCUUUCCCAGGCCCAGACAAAAGAAAGUAAACUUCAAAUAUAAUUUCACAUCAGCCAGAAGUUAGAGCUGUACUGAACAUUUCCCAUUGAACACAAUGAGCCAGUGUUUUGAGCGGUUAACUGUAUUUAUGCCACACACACACACCCUUUUACAGAGCUUGACAUCAUUGUCCUUUUGACCAGUUGCUUACUUUAAACAGCACUUAGGCACACAAUGUCAUGUUUGUUUUGAAGUAAAUAUAUAACUACUGUAAUGAGGUGAAUUAUAAAAAGGUUAUUGGAAGAUAUUGUUCUGACACAACGUUGUUGGCAUUGUAACAAAAAAGGGAAAAACAAACUUGUUGCAAACUUUGGCGAAAUUAUAAUGGUUGAACUCUUUAAUCCUGACCAUCCCUCCUGGUGUUUUAAGGUUAGAAAGUGGUUGGGUGCUGCAGCUCCUUUGUUGAUUAAUUUUGCUCAUGUCAUUCUUGCUUCCUAUCUCGAUCCCUCACUAAAAAAAUUGUCUUUCUAAUUGGCAGGCCUGGUAUAGCUUUUCCAAAUACAGGUACUUUUGAUUUCAAAUUGAGAAACUCAAAUUAUGAAUCCAGCUCUGAAAUGCCUCAGAUAGAUAUUUCUUGGAGUCUGUUUCAUGUUUAUCACCGACUUAACACUGUAAGGUGAUUGUGAAACAGUCUUCAAAGUCUGUUUCACCACCUGCACCUCUAAGUUCUGACUAACGUGAAAUUGAACACAAAAGUUGCUUUUGGUGCUAUCAGUGCAAGGCUGAGCAGAGAACUAGUUUUGAGGGGCUUGGCAGGGUAGGGGUGUGUGGAAUCUGUUGGGGAGACACUAGUCUUCUCUGCUUUACCAUACCUUUGAGAUGAAGACUCUGCUGUAGUGCAGAUUACCUGCCUGAAGACACAAGCCAGUGGGAAUGUCGGUCGCAACUGGGGGUCCAAAGUUGUACUGGCAGAGCUUUGGGGGUAUCUUCUUUCAAAUGGAAGGCACAGGUUCCUUGGCGUUGAAUGGCUUGGUCUCUGAAACAGGUUGUUUGUGAGAGCCGCUUUAGCUACUCGGUAGAUUGUGAAACUUUUCAGCAUGUUCUUUUAAAUUGAAGGACAUUUGUGCUUUCACCACAGGUUAUAUUGAAACCAGUAAGCUUGUACCAUUGAAAUGCAACCAGUAUCAUCAAGAGGUGGUCCAUUUGUAGGCACACGUUACCAAGACAACACUGCCCAUUUCAUGUAAUGAAAUCUUCCAAAGUAACUGACGUUUCAGCACUAAAUUCAUCACUGACUAUAUGAAUGAAAUAAACCAGAUGAAGAAGAACGUUUGAUGUCCGUUACAACAGGGAACAAAGGGUUUUCAAUAUCUAUAAGUUGAGCAAUAUUCUAAAACCUGAAAACCUUUAUGUCACCUGUUGGACUCGCACUGCACCCUACUUUGAUUCAGCUUGAUUUUUGUCCAGAGAACAAUUUUUAUUAAUUUAUUCUUUCAUGAAUAACUCUCUGACUACAGAGUGUUUUCAGGACUUGAAGAUGCUGCUUUGUGGAAGGUCUUCAUAGCAGUGGAUGGGCGAACUCAAAUUUUAUUUGAUGAUUCAAGGCACAAGAUUCUGGGGCUGGACUCUUUAGUUGUUAAUGAUCUCAGAAGCAACGAUAAUUGCAACAAAAUUUAGACGAAUGGAAAUGUCCCUGGGUAUCUCAAAAGGUAUCCAUGAACCUUUUUGGUUCUGGUUCAAGUCAUUAAUAAGUAGGAACAGAGAGCUAUGGGCCAAACUAAUAAAACUGCUAUUCCACUGCAAUUUGGGGUGUGGGAACAAUAUUAGGAAGAAUCUGGAAUGACCCGAGACUGUUUUCAUCACAAUUGCACCUCUAUAAUUGAUCUGAUGGUGCUGUUUACAACAGCAUUCCUUAAACACAGUCUAAUUUGUGCUUGAAUGAGAUGGAAUAGUAUUGCUACUCAGUAGAGGUAUAUGAGGACCAGAAGGCACCUAAACCUUGGGUAAUACUUGGCACGUCAGUCCAGGAAUACAAGUUUAAAGCUGUACUUCCUUUUUUUGUCUUGUUGCUUAAGUCUACAGUCUGGUUCUGAUUAUCCCAGUGCUUCUGUGUGCACAGUAUACUUUUAUUAGCUCCUGUUUUUAAAUACUUUUUUUAAACCUCUGGUCUUUAUUCUGUGACCCUGGUAAAUAAAGGGAAAUAGGACUGGAAGUGGCCAUGAGAGGGUGGGCUCCAAUCAUUGUCAAACCCAGACCAGUUCAGAAAUUGAGUCACGUUUAGUAUUUCAAACAGACAUUGGAUUCAGUAAAUUUCACAUGAAAACCUGAUCAUUGUUUGCAGUAUUAAAUAGUGCAGGAACCCCCAGCUCGCAUGAUUCAAUAUCAAGUUAAGUUCCAAUGGCCCCAUUUAAUUGGACAGAAUAGGCAGAAAAAGUAAAUUCUGCCAGCUCCCUCUUCCCCAUUCCCUCUGCGCCACCCUGUAAAUUUGUAAAGGGUUUGGGGAAAUUAAAGAGUGCACAAAACUGCAAAGACAAAUUAAACUUUCCUAGUUUUUUUUUAAAAAUCUGCCACCAUCCUGAAGGAAAACUACUUUAAUAUCAUUUAGUGUAAGCUUGUCUUGGGUGGCUUCCCGAGAGUUUGUCUGGUGAUGUUCCAACACAUUAUUCCACAAGGCAGCAGAACGAACACAGACUUCUUUUCACUAUUUCUUACAAAAUUAGUUUUGACCUCACCUUGUCGGACAAGCUACCAAGUGGAGGCCAAGUGAGAUUGAUGGAAAAUUGGCAAAUUGCUCUCCCUCAUGUGUUCUCUUCUGCACUGUUACAAGAGUACUGCAGUGUGCAAGAUGUAUAUCGACACCUUCGUUGACUGGUGGUGAAGGAGGAUUACCUUUUCAGCCAGCUGAGCAUUGCAGACAUGCCAUUGAAGUCGUGGGAAAGUCUGACCUGAACCCCCUCAGCAGUCAAAGCAGCAAGAAUCCUUAAAGGGGAAAUGAUCUAGCUAACACCACUAAGUCAUUACGACCACUGAUGGUGUCUCAAAUGCUAUGGAGCUAAUGCAUAUUAUUAGUGCAUACAAAUUACUAGACUUUGAUAUGCUAUUGGCUGUAGCAUUUGUCAUUUUAAUUCUAGCAAUUAAAACCAAGUACCCCGCCAAAGCCCUCACUUUGCUUGUGAAUUGACAGAGCAAUGGCUUAGCUAUUCCCAUUUUAAGGGUUGUAUAAGAUAAACAGAAAAUGGCUGGAUACAUGAAUUUAGAAUUAAAUAAUAUUGACCCAUGAAAUAAAUAACUGUGAGCCCCUCAUAGUGGAUUCAGUGAAGGAUCAAAUAUUCUAACCUGAAGAGGAGUUUGGUGACCAGGUCGGAUAAUGGGUCCAGGAAGAACCUUAUUGACUGGUUGUGUUGAAGGAACCGAAAGUUCAUGGAAAAAGGAAGUGGGUUGCAAUUUUCAUGGGCAAAGUAGACAGGAUCAUAGAAUGCAACCUCCACCCGACAAACACUGGUUAGAAUCCCAUGUGAUCAAGUUGGGAUCGCUCUCAGUGGUCGCUGCAAGGGAAUUUAGUUUAUUUCUAACCGUAGACCAGUAGCCCAACUCAGGUGCGUAACAUUUUUCCAUCACUGUUCCGCAGUGCAAGUAAUCUCUGUUUUCCUCUGAAUUGUCCCUCACUCCUCAAAUGUGAAAAGUGUUUAUCUUAAUUGUUCCUGGCCUGCAAUCGUUGGCUUGCAGUGUCACUUUCUGAUGCUCUUCUUUGUUGUUUGCGCGUGUGUGAUGAAAUAUUGUAACCUGGAUGCAAGUUAAUACUUUUUAUUACAGGCAAAUUUAAGUAAUUAUAUAUGUAAUGCAGCAGAAGAACCCAUGCUUGAAGGUUUAUUCCUCCAGGCGAAUAUGAAGGUAAACAGAUAGCUGCCCUGGCCAGGUGCCAGACCAAAAGACAUGCACUAAACAGUAACCGUCACGCCAUAGGUGAGGGUUUAUGUAAACUAACGACACAAAAAGAGAAAAAAGUUCUCAGAGCAAAAAGAAUAAAAGUACUGUAUAUCAAUUGUUUUUACUAUUGUUUGAAUUGUGAGACCAAAACAGUCACUGUUAACCCAAGGGAUGGUGGGUGCGAAAGGUACAAGGUAGAACCAUGCUAGACAUCCUCUUUCAAUUGAAUAGCUAUUUAGAUAAUAGGACUAAUUUUCCGAAUGUGUGCUCCUGGCAGAGAACCUCGCCUUGGCACAACCCCCACAAUUUUCUGACUGUUUGGGUGACAGAUCAUAGGGAGUACACCUGCAAUUUUCCCACGCAUGCUCUCCAUGGCGGAAUCUUUCUGCCAGGAACGCGCAUUUAGAAAAUCAACUCAUUCAGUCUACAUCUAAUUCAAUCCCAUGUGGAGAGUACUUUGGAUGGAAGUGCUUGUUAGUUAAAUAAUUCAACCCAUUCUUCCAUUAGCUGUGAAUUUUAUUUUAUUUUUUUAAAAUACGUGUUAUAUAAACAUAAUUUAUAAUAAUUUGAAUGCUUCUUCUCUCAGCCAGGCAGCUGACACAUAAUUAAAUCCAUCAUCAUACUUAAGAAUCUUUAAACCGAACAAUUGAGAAAUAGACACAACUCAAGAUUCUUUUUGCCUGAUAUGAAUUGUACAAUCUCUUCUCAUGAAGCAGCAUUCAAUUUGGGGACCCACCCCGCCACAAAUGUAUAUCCAUUCUCUGCUGGAAUUUAAUUAGCAGUUUACCACUGUGUACCACUGAUAAGUUUCCUGCUGCUGGUCUGUUAGAAUCACCCUAUGUUUUCCAGCACUAUCUGGAGGGUUUAUAUGGAGACUAGUUCGAAGAACCAUAGGCCCCAUUAUAGGGUCUAACUCUCCAGGUCCCAUCAAUUGGUGAACAUGUUGGUCAGUCUUGAACUCUACCUUGGAGCUCACCAAUGGACCUGACAUUGCAUUUUGGAGUCUGCCCAAGAGGAGUGGGUCAAUUUGAAUCUCCCUUCUUCAAAUAUGGCAUCUUUGAGCUAACAAAGACCCCACCUAUCUGCCCCUAUCACAAUGAAAAUCUACAUUUUCUGAAUCUUGCUAUUAGAGUUAAGGAAAGAUACACAAAAAAAGUUUUCAUUUGCCUUGUCCAAGUACCUUGCAAUUUGUCACCUUAAAAAUUCAGGUAAUAGUCACUCAUCUUUCACAACUGAGAUUUUAGUCAUUACACCACAAAUUUGGUGAAUGCACACAUUUUCAUUCCAUAUGGCAACUUGUGUUACUAAUCUGACUGCAUAAUACCAUUUUAUUAAAAAUCAAUUUGUGUUGACCAUAAGAUGGAUAGAUGAAGGAACUCCAACAAAGUGAUGGAGCAUUUCUCAUGCCUCUCUUUUUCUUAAAACCUGCCGUGACAGGGUACGUGACUCUGCUUUAUUAAAACUUAUUUAAACUUGAAACUUGGAAGUAGAUAGAUAACAUUGAGUUUGGUCCUUGGGCGAGGUGAAAUCACACUUUCUUGUAUUUCCCUACUUGCUCAUCCUUCCAGUAGCCAUUAGCUUCCUACCAUUCCUGAGAGGGGAUCAAAGAUGCUUGUUUGUCCCAAAAGUACCAAAACCCAAGCAUUAAAACUUGCUUUUCUGCUAUAGAUUACUACCCAAACCAACUUGUCAAACUAAAGUUUUUAUUUGCCAAUAUGAUAAUCACAUUUUCCAUUUUACUUAAAUAAUGAAUGACAGGUUAUUAUGAACUGUAACAAAUUUAAUGUCUAAUUUGCCAACAGUUUAUGGCUUGCCUUGUAUCUACUGCAGUCAACCACCUUUGUGGGAAUGUAAUAAUAUUUCUGUACUGUCAAUGCCUUAAUGGUUUAAGAGGGCCGAGUACUAAUUCUAACACAACUAUUGUUGGGAAAAUAUUGUGGGAAUAAAUCAAUUUAUUGAAAUCCA
This is a messenger RNA of Carcharodon carcharias (great white shark), 8732 nucleotides long. RefSeq names its product zinc transporter ZIP11-like. Gene Ontology annotation, cellular component: membrane. The record is from RefSeq and is a predicted model, not a curated record. The transcript has 10 exons. The coding region runs from base 489 to 1358 and encodes 289 amino acids. Gene Ontology annotation, molecular function: zinc ion transmembrane transporter activity. NCBI's taxonomy places the organism in Eukaryota, Metazoa, Chordata, Chondrichthyes, Lamniformes, Lamnidae. Gene Ontology annotation, biological process: zinc ion transmembrane transport.